Messenger RNA from Toxorhynchites rutilus septentrionalis, 1237 nucleotides. Its product is annotated as pancreatic triacylglycerol lipase-like. Lineage: Eukaryota; Metazoa; Arthropoda; Insecta; Diptera; Culicidae. The transcript has 6 exons. Gene Ontology annotation, molecular function: lipase activity. Gene Ontology annotation, biological process: lipid metabolic process. The coding region runs from base 38 to 1078 and encodes 346 amino acids. The record is from RefSeq and is a predicted model, not a curated record.
CAAACGACACAGGUAGUCGCAAGCAUCGGAAAGCGCAAUGUGGUUUGUUUUCUACGUUCUCGUUUCAAUAUUUAUGAAUAUUAAAGUCGCUUCUCGACAGUCCACUGAAGUGAAAUUAUUUUUCUAUACCCCUGACUUCCCACAGGGUAUCGAUAUAUCGAGCCAUGGUUCACUAUCGCAAUACAAGCCGCAAAAAGUGCUGAAAGUGCUGAUUCACGGUUGGAACGCCGAUCGUAACCAGAUUGCGAUGGUGCCGGUACGGAACGCGUAUGCAGUGCAAAAUGAGCAUAACAUUCUCUUAGCAGAUUGGGCAAAUGCUAGCUCCACGAGUUACGGCCAGGAGAGACAAAUGGUUCGUUUCUUGGGUUUCGAAAUCGGAUCAAUUCUGUCGGAGUUUAUGCAGAGGAUGAGCAUUGAGCACGGACAAGUGCAUGUGAUUGGACAUAGUCUUGGAGCGCAUAUUGCCGGCAACGUUGGCAAGUUCUUUCAGGGUAAAUUAGGAAGGAUAACCGCCUUGGAUCCAGCGGGUCCCCUGUUCGCCAGGUUAUCGAUAGAUGCCGUCCGCGAAUCGGACGCUAAAUUUGUGGAUGCCAUUCACACAGAUGGACUUGCCUUGGGAGAACUUACAGCGCGCGCUCAUGCGGACUUUUAUCCAAAUCGAGGGAUUCCACCCCAGCCAGGAUGCCAACUUUUAGACGUUGUAUCUUUGAAUGCGUGUAGUCACUACCGAUCGACUGGAUUUUUCGCGGAGUCCAUCCUAUUGCCAAACAAUUUUAUUGCCUAUGGGUGUGCGUUUGAGGAUAUUUUCGACUCAACAGAACCUUGCAAACACGUCGAGAGUGGAGCGAAGAAAAUGGUUGCCAUGGGAGAAUUUGUACCGCAAAAAGCACGAGGAACAUUCUAUUUAAGAACGUCCAAUCUGCCUCCGUAUGGAUUAGGAAACAGCACAAUGAAAACGAACGGUUAUAACACCGCAAUCAUUUCAAUUCAAACCAGAGCAUGCCAGUUCUCGAAUAUACUGACACUUAAUAGAGCGAUGGGACUUCGAGUAUGCGAUGCGUUUUUGACCUUGAUGUGAAGUAAUAGAAGUAAAGAAGCAGUUGAAUAUAAUUAUUAUCAUUAUAUUGUUUAUAUUUUCGAUUUCAUAAUCAGAAAUGCAAUCAUUAUAUCACAUAUUAGACAGGUAUAAUAAAAUGUUCGCCCAUAAUUGCAAGGGAAAAUACAAUUUGAGAGUUGA